Serinus canaria (Common canary) is the source of this 2905-nucleotide messenger RNA. RefSeq lists its product as uncharacterized. The coding region runs from base 453 to 1391 and encodes 312 amino acids. Lineage: Eukaryota; Metazoa; Chordata; Aves; Passeriformes; Fringillidae. The transcript is spliced from 2 exons. The record is from RefSeq and is a predicted model, not a curated record.
CAGUGUUCUUUCUCUCUCCCAUGACUCAUCUCCAAGGACUCUCUCCAAGGGGUAUUUCUGUGCAGGUGGCCCCCAGGAUCUCUCUGAUGACUCCUCGGUGACAUCGCCCCGCGGUGAGAUGUUCCGCCCCGGGGGAGGAGCCAAGCAUCCCACCUGCAUAUAAGCCGGGGCUUGGAGCGCCAGGAGCACUGUGCCUGCGGAGUUCCCGGAGGAGAAGAGGUCCAGGAUCACCAGGGGACCCUCAGAGAAGACCAGGCGCUUCUGCAGGAGCAGUGCUGCGACAGAGCCACGUCCAUCCCUCCCACAGCCGCCCUUUGGUCAGACCAGCGGAGUGCCAGGUUGUAUUCUGACUCUGUCACUUUGGGCUGGUGUUUUCUGCCUUUAUUUCAUUCCUCCUAUUAAAUUGUACUUCUGGCUUGGGAUCUCCCCCUGGUUUGCUGUCAAACUGGUACAUGUUUGGCACCCAGGUGGAGCCACUCCUGAGAAAAAUGAUAAUUUUGUGUUGCAGAAGCCUCCUGUUCACCGUGGUGCUCGCCAUGCUUACGUGGCUCUCACACCUUGCUCUCUCUCUGUUUCCUCACCUGGGGAGCUCCCUGUCUGCUGCACUGCUCCAGCUGAGCUCAGGGAAUGGUAUGGGAAUUGCUUUGUUGGUUUAUUUUGUCUAUUGCAUGAUAACCUCUGGGGAAGGGAACAUAACUUGGAAUAGAAAUUCACUUUCAUUCACUUGUCCUGGUCUGGGCUGCUGCAUCUCCAUCCCCCUCAACAAUCACAGCCAGCCCCUGCGUUUCAGACUUGACAGAGCAGUUUUGGAAAAUCUUGAGUUCCCUCUGGGUGUCAAAGAUGGCACCAUCAUCUUGCUGUUAGUUCUGCUUUGUUUUCUCUCUGUAGCCUGCACCCCCUGCACCCUGUACACCAUGCCUAGAGACAGAGAAGGGCUCCGUGGGGCACAGCGGCGUCUCCAGGAGGAGGAGGAGGAGGAGGAGGGAAGGACAGAGUCAGCAAGCACCAGAGUCUGCACAGCCUGCCACAGGGAGGAGAGGAACCAAAACCAAAGGAACAGGCACCAGGUCUGCACAGCCUGCCAUGGAGAGAGAAGAGACCAAAACCAAAGGAACAGGCACCAGGUCUGCACAGCCUGCCAUGGAGAGAGAAGAAACCAAAACCAAAGGAACAGGCACCUGGUCUGCACAGCCUGCCAUGGAGAGAGAAGGAACCAAGAGCAAAGGAACAGGCACCAUGUCUGCACAGCCUGCCAUGGAGAGAAGAGGAGCCCAAAGGGCAGCCAGUGCUUCCACACAGACUGUCACCGAGCCAGGGCAGCCCAAGCCAGCAGCAGCUGCCCCCGUUCAGAAGAAGAAGUCCAAGAGCAAAUCCAUGCAAACAGUGACUGAUGAGGAGGUGGCUGGACCCUCACACCCAGCAGAAGAGCCAGAGGCCAUCACUGUCUCUCUGUCCCUGGGUGGGCAGCGAGGCCUGCGGAGAGAGCUCGCCCCCCAGAACAACGAGUCCACCCUGGCCUGGGACAGCACAGCCAGUGACAGCACCCUGGGCAGGCAGCUGGCAUCCCUGUCCUGGCACGUGCUCGAUGCCCAGGGCAUCAGGAGAGCCCAGGGAGCUCUCAGCCUCUGGCAGUGACUCUGGUGAGUGUGAGAGAUGGGUCCUUUGUAAAGAAAACCUGCAGGUGCACCAGGGGAGAUGGAGCCCGGUGGAACAAGGAGAUUCUUCCCUAAGAGCCCCAAGGAUGAACAGUGCCCCUUGCAGAUGUGGGUGAGAUUGGCACACCUUGGGCCAGAGAGAUCCUCCUGUUAGCUGGAGGUGCUGCAGGGGAGGAGAGGACGAGGUGGGAGCCCUGGUCAGCAGGCUGAGGAUUUACAAGGACUCUGUCCCUGCCCUGUCGUGCACCCAUGGCUCCUCCAUGGAACAAAGCUGGCUGGGCAUGCCUGGAGCUUGGAACAGAAAAUUGAAGAGGGCCACCAGAAACUGAGAAAGGAGCUUCAGGAUGGGAUUUACUACUUCAGGAUGGGAUUUACCACUUCAGGAUGGGAUUUACUUUUUACUUCAGGAUGGGAUUUAGCACGUCUCAGCAGAACCACCAAGUCUCUGCACUAGGAGCAGAUGUCCCCCAGCCAGGCAGAGAGGACACACUCCACAAGGUAACCUCUGUUUUUUCUUUCAGGAACAUGGGAUGGAGAGCCCCCCUCCUCCUUUGCAGCCUGGGUACCUGAGCUGGGAAGAGGAACACCUACCACAGGCAGCUCAUCUAGAGUCAGUGCUGCUCUGGUCUCUCGUGGCAGAACUCCUGUUGGUGCAGGAGUGAUAACAUGACUGGUCCUCGUGAAGAACCAGCUCUGGUUCUCAGGAACACAUUUACAGGAGAGCAGCUGUGCCUUGACCAGCCAGGUGGAGGAGAAGGAGAAUUGGAUCUGCUGGACGGUGUGGGUGCCAUGGCCUGGCACGUCUGACCCACGAAGGGACAGCUUUGGUGCACACUGGCACUGAUGCCACCAAGGUGUGCUGGAGUGGAACCCAUUUCCAUUUCUGGGCUCUCAGGAGGAUCCCAGCAGCUGAAGUGAAUUGAUCUGGGAACAAGAGGCACAAACAGCCCGUGGUGGCUGCCCCAGAGGCCCUGCAUCCUCAGCACAGGCCAGCUCAGAAGUGGGAGUUUCACAGACCCAAGGAGAUUGCUGCUGCAGAGACAGAAGAGAGCAGAGAGCUGGGUGCCCUGCCUGCUCUCACAUGAGCCCUUUGCUGAGAGCUGAGGAGCAGAACCCAUCACCACAGCAACCCUGCACCAUCAGCAACUCUUCAUCAGAACAUGAACUUGCUGUAGAACACCUCAGCAAGGCCAAAGUGCUUUAUUUCCUUUCCCCCCCUUAAUUAAAACAAAAUAAAACCCAAAAUAAGA